Messenger RNA from Ochotona curzoniae (black-lipped pika), 2697 nucleotides. RefSeq names its product DAZ associated protein 1 (gene DAZAP1). Gene Ontology annotation, cellular component: cytoplasm. The record is from RefSeq and is a predicted model, not a curated record. The coding region runs from base 594 to 2084 and encodes 496 amino acids. Lineage: Eukaryota; Metazoa; Chordata; Mammalia; Lagomorpha; Ochotonidae. Gene Ontology annotation, molecular function: RNA binding. The transcript has 11 exons.
CAAGUGGCCACCACAGCUGGAGUUGAGCUGUGGGGAAGUGGGGCAAGCUGGGACAUGAGCUGGCGCCCGUGGGGGAUGCCGGCACAAGCAAGGCGAGGCCUUCAGCCACUGUGGUGCUGUUAUCUAAGGAGCUGCAGCAAGGGAGGAGACGGCAAGCUCUCCAUCCGCUGACCCCCUCUGUUGCUCUACUCCCCCGUGCUGCCCCGGCCCAAGCCAGCAGCUUCAUCCUGGCCUCUGCGUGGGUGGCUGGGCCGCGACCUUCGGGUGCUCUGUGGCAUGGGAAGUGGAGCAUUGCAGGGGGGAUACGAGCUGUUGGGGUAUGGGUUACCUGUUGUGUCAUGAUGCCGGCCCCUGGGGGCUAGCGGCUUGAGUGAGACCAGCAAGGCUCUGGUGGCACCUCCAGGGCCUGGUGACCUGCCACUUAGCACCUGAGGCAGCCACGCUCCGUGGGUGCCGGGAUGGGGGGCCCAGUGGCCCAUCAUCUGAGCUGCAGGGGGAGUGAGCCCGGUACUUGAGGGAGACUGGCCUCACGCAGGCCCAUCAGGCACUGGUGCCCAGCUCCACUUACUUCAGAAUUCCACUUAUAGAAUUCCAUGGUACACUCCCCUGAAAAGCGUCUGCAGGGGCUCCAUGUGCCAGGUGCUCUGAGUCGGAGUGCCCUCUGGUUGUGCCAUGGACCUCUCGUUCUGCACCCACACUCGUUACCUGCAGCAGGAGAGCCCUGCCCUGGCACCAGGGCUGGUUCUGUGGUGCCAGCCUGCCGGCAUGUCCUCCCCCUGGUCAUGGGCCCCGGCAGAGGCUGGCAGAGUGUGGUGGGGGAGUGCCUUGCUGCUUUGCACCGUGGCAUCGGGCACUGCCCAGCCCUGACCAGCCUCUUGUUGGCUUGCAGGAAGCUCUUCGUGGGCGGUCUCGACUGGAGUACAACCCAAGAGACAUUGCGCAGCUAUUUCUCCCAGUAUGGGGAGGUUGUGGACUGUGUCAUCAUGAAGGACAAGACCACCAACCAGUCUCGCGGGUUUGGGUUUGUCAAAUUUAAGGAUCCAAACUGCGUGGGCACGGUGCUGGCCAGCAGACCACACACGCUCGAUGGCCGCAACAUCGACCCCAAGCCCUGCACGCCUCGGGGGAUGCAGCCGGAACGGACUCGACCCAAGGAAGGCUGGCAGAAAGGAACCAGGAGCGACAGCAGUAAAUCCAACAAGAUAUUUGUCGGGGGCAUUCCUCACAACUGUGGGGAGACGGAGCUGAGGGAGUACUUCAAGAAGUUCGGCGUGGUCACCGAGGUGGUCAUGAUCUAUGACGCGGAAAAGCAGAGGCCUCGAGGUUUUGGAUUUAUUACUUUCGAGGACGAACAAUCAGUGGACCAGGCUGUCAACAUGCAUUUUCACGACAUCAUGGGCAAAAAAGUGGAGGUUAAACGGGCUGAGCCUCGGGACAGCAAGAGCCAGGCGCCGGGACAGCCAGGUGCCAGCCAGUGGGGCAGCCGGGUGGUGCCCAAUGCUGCCAAUGGCUGGGCAGGGCAGCCCCCGCCCACGUGGCAGCAAGGAUACGGCCCACAAGGCAUGUGGGUGCCAGCCGGACAGGCGAUCGGUGGCUACGGACCCCCCCCUGCCGGCAGAGGGGCGCCCCCUCCGCCCCCGCCCUUUACCUCCUACAUUGUAUCCACGCCGCCCGGCGGCUUCCCGCCUCCUCAGGGCUUCCCGCAGGGCUACGGCGCGCCCCCCCAGUUCAGUUUCGGCUAUGGCCCUCCGCCCCCGCCACCGGAUCAGUUUGCCCCUCCAGGGGUUCCUCCUCCGCCUGCCACCCCAGGGGCAGCGCCUCUCGCCUUCCCGCCGCCCCCGUCUCAGGCUGCCCCAGACAUGAGCAAGCCCCCUACAGCCCAGCCGGAUUUUCCUUACGGCCAGUACGCAGGCUACGGGCAGGACUUGAGCGGCUUCGGACAGGGCUUCUCGGACCCGGGCCAGCAGCCUCCCUCCUACGGGGGCCCCUCGGUGCCGGGCUCGGGGGGGCCCCCCGCCGGCGGCAGUGGCUUCGGACGCGGCCAGAACCACAACGUGCAAGGCUUCCACCCCUACCGACGCUGACCGGCCCGGCCGGGCCCGGGACUCGAACUCGUGACAAUCACACUUGGCAGCAAAAUGCGACUGGAGCUGGGGGGGCGCGAGGCUUCUGUCGGCGGCUGGGCGUGUCUGGACUGAGGCUUAUCAAUUUCUUUCUUUCUCUAACCCAUCAGCACAAUAAAAAAAAAGUCACUGGUUCACCAACAGGGUUUUGAAAAACGUCUUCAGCUUUAAUUCAGAUCUUCAGGUUCCUUUUACUUCCUUCUUUGAAAUUAUUUUCCUGAGCCUUUUGUUUGACCGUAUAUUGUAAACUUUUAUGUUAAAGGAAAAAAAAAUAUACAUUUACAAAUUGUGAGAUUUUUCAGAGAAAUUUUCUACGAUGUAUACUGGCUUAUUUUUUAAUUUAAAACAGGGUUCCGUCGGCACUGGGGCGGGGGGCCUGCCUGUCCAGAAGAAACCUACUGAGUGUGUUUUUGUUUUUGUUUAUUCCUUGCUUCUGUCGACUGCCGGGGGCGUGUGCAGGUGCUCUGUGGGCCCGAGCGGCGGGGCGGCCACGCGUGGGGCCGGCGGACGCGCAUCGCUGGGGCGGCGUCCCCACCGCUCUGCCCUGCUGAGAAUAAAGAAGUGCGUUUGGAUU